AUGCACAUUAUAUUACCUCUUUUGUAUAUAUUAUCUUUUUUUCCAAGUUUUACAAGUCAAAAUAUUUAUUUUAAUAAGCAUGAACAAGUACAUUUAUCAUUGUUAGAUGGUCCACAUAAUAUUGCUGUAUCAUGGGUAACUUUUUAUGAUUUAAGAAAACUUCAAAGAAAACCAACUGUAAAAUAUGGUACAGCAACGGGUACUGGUCAAAAAAAAACUGGAUUUACAAGAAUAUUAAAAGUAGCAAAAAGCACAAUUACUCGAUAUUUUCAUACUGUUGUUUUAAAAAAUUUAGAAGCUAAUCAAAGAUAUUAUUACAAAGUAGGAGAUGGUGAAACAUGGAGUAAAAUAUUUACCUUUAAAACAUUCCCUUAUGGUUCUAAUUAUGGUGUAAAAAUAUGUAUUUUUGGUGAUUUAGAUACAGGGGUUAUGUAUACAGUAGAAAAACUUAGAAUAGCUGUAGAAAGAGACAUCUGUCAGAUGAUAAUUCAUGUUGGUGAUAUAGCAUAUAAUUUACAAGGAAAACAAGGAACAAUUGGUGAUGAUUUUAUGAGAACAAUUGAACCAAUUGCAGCACAUGUACCUUAUAUGGUUAUUAAUGGAAAUCAUGAAUUUGAUUGUCAUGGUUAUUCACAUUAUGAAAAUAGAUUUGAAAUGCCAACAGGAAAAUAUAAAACUGAUCAUUUUUAUGCAUUUAACGUUGGUUUAGUAAAUUUUGUUGCACUAUCUUCUGAAGCUUAUGGUUUUUAUAUAUAUAAUGGUCCUUUAUCUAUAAAAAGACAAGCACAGUGGUUAUAUGUUACAUUAGAACGAAAUAAAAUGUAUAAAAAUAAAAGACCAUGGACAAUAUCAUAUCUUCAUCGUCCAUUAUAUUGUUUACAAAAAACAACAGAAGGCGAAUGUUAUGAACAUGAAAGUUUAACAUUAAGAAGAGGAUUUAAAGAUAUUCCUGGGCUUGAAGAUUAUUUUUUUUCAUAUGGUGUUGAUUUAGUAUUUUCUGGUCAUGAGCAUGGUUAUCAAAGAAAUUACCCAACAUAUAAUAGAACAGUUUUUAAGCAUCCAAUACAUCAUUAUCAUAAUCCUGCUGCACCAAUAUAUAUUUUAUCUGGAGCAGCAGGUUGUACAAAAUGUAGUAAAUUACCUGUUCUUGAAAAUAUUAGAAAUCAUCCAUUUGCCGCAACAAGAUCAUUAGAAUAUGGUUAUACACAUGUUCAUGUGAUAAAUUAUACACAUAUAAGAAUUACUCAAAUGAAUACUCAAACUGACAAAAUUGUUGAUCAGUUUUGGAUUACAAAAGAAAUUGGACAUGAAAUGCCUCGUCAUUAUAAAAUGUAUAGACACCUGGGUGAAUAUAAAUCAUAUAAUGGUCCUUAUCGUCACUCAUAUUUAACUUUAUCAAAAGGUAAUGACUACUGUAAUCGUUAUUUUAAUGUUCCAAUUUAUAAUUACAACGGUUAA
This is a messenger RNA of Strongyloides ratti, 1458 nucleotides long. Its product is annotated as Iron/zinc purple acid phosphatase-like protein. Gene Ontology annotation, molecular function: metal ion binding; acid phosphatase activity. The record is from RefSeq and is a predicted model, not a curated record. The transcript has 2 exons. Bases 1 to 1458 code for a protein of 485 amino acids. Lineage: Eukaryota; Metazoa; Nematoda; Chromadorea; Rhabditida; Strongyloididae.